AUAAAGGAAGAAAAGUGGAUUUAAAAAUACAUCGAAGUGAUACAAAGAUAUUCAAUUCUGGAAGAUUGUCUCAAGUUAUUUCACCCAUAAAUAUGAAAAUUUUGUGAGUGGAGUGAAGCAGAACUCUAUGUAAAGUUUUCCCAAUCACUACCUCAACUUAGUGUUGAACGUACCAAAUUCCAAAGCUAAGCUAUGAAAAACCUUUGUCUUUCUUCUUGUUUCAUUUAUCUGUUAGUUUUAAUCUCUAUUACAGAUGCAGCUGUUCAGUUGAUAAUAGUGAACAACUGUAAUGAAGAGUUGUGGCCAGGGAUCUUAGGAAACCCGGGUCAGCAAAAUCCUAAAGAUGGUGGGUUCAAGCUCAACAGCGGCGAGGAAGUUGUUCUUGACCUGCCUGACAAAUGGGCAGGAAGGUUAUGGGGCAGGCAAGGUUGCAUUUUUGAUGCAGAAGGAAAAGGGCAGUGUGAGACUGGUGACUGUGCUAGUCAAAUUCACUGCCGCGGAGCAAGUGGAGUCCCCCCAGCUACGGUGGUUGAAAUGACAUUCGGUUCAUCAGUGUCUCCCCUACAUUACUACGAUGUCAGCCUCGUUGAUGGAUUCAACUUGCCGGUCUCUAUGAAACCAGUAGGGGGAGGGGUUGGAUGUGGUGUUGCUAAAUGCGAUGCUGAUCUGAAUGUCUGUUGUCCAUCAGCAUUGGAAGUUAAAAAGGGUAAAAAAGUGGUAGGCUGUAAGAGUGCUUGCUUAGCUAUGCAAUCUGCUAAGUACUGCUGUACAGGCGAGUUUUCAGAUCCUAAAACUUGCAAGCCUACCGUCUUUGCUAAUCUAUUCAAGGCCAUUUGUCCAAAGGCAUACACCUACGCUUUCGACGAUUCAUCAAGUCUUAACAGAUGCAGAGCACCAAGAUAUGUUGUCACAUUUUGUCCUCCAAAGUAGUUCAUUAACCACAAAGAUCAAACUUCUCUUAAGCAAGAAUUAGUAGUCACUUAGAUUAUCUUUUUACUUUGUAAGUCUGUAAUCUUAAGAAGCUUUAGCUGUAAGAAUGUCCAUCAACUCGUUAGAUUAAGUCCGUCUAAAGUCAGGGUAAUGAGAAUCGAACACAAUCAUUUUAGUAAAAUUACUUUUGCAAACUUUUGCCGACCCCAAAUCAUUUUAAGACUACGGCUUGUUGUUUGUUGGUUGUUGUAUACUUUUGCAAACUUUUGAAAUUAAUUUAAUUUAGAUUUUCUGGGAAAAUAAAUGUGAGAAGGAAUUAGUAGACAAGGAGCAAUGAUAAGCAACCUCAUCUGUGGAUCCAUCUCUACGGUUGUCUGGCCGCUGCUGAAAUUUAUUGAUUUGAUUU
Molecule: messenger RNA, 1336 nt
Organism: Chenopodium quinoa (quinoa)
Lineage: Eukaryota; Viridiplantae; Streptophyta; Magnoliopsida; Caryophyllales; Amaranthaceae
Product: thaumatin-like protein
Exons: 2
Coding region: 193-930 (245 amino acids)
Biological process (GO): defense response
Cellular component (GO): extracellular region
Source: RefSeq, a predicted model, not a curated record